Molecule: messenger RNA, 696 nt
Organism: Eupeodes corollae
Lineage: Eukaryota; Metazoa; Arthropoda; Insecta; Diptera; Syrphidae
Gene: tsr
Product: cofilin/actin-depolymerizing factor homolog
Exons: 5
Coding region: 155-601 (148 amino acids)
Biological process (GO): actin filament severing; actin filament fragmentation; cell motility
Cellular component (GO): cytoplasm; actin cortical patch; actin cytoskeleton
Molecular function (GO): actin filament binding
Source: RefSeq, a predicted model, not a curated record
AAAAAUCCCUCCGCAAAAGAUAUAGGUACAUAGGAAUACUGUGCUGCACAGCUAGCUAGACAAGCAUUUAAAUAAUAGUGCUCAAACUGCGUCUCCCUCAUACCUACAUAAAUAUACAUAAAAUCACCGAAAAAAGGACUUAUAAUUUCUAAGAAUGGCUUCUGGUGUAACAGUUUCCGAUAUUUGUAAAACAACCUAUGAAGAAAUCAAAAAAGAUAAGAAACACCGCUAUGUGAUUUUCUUUAUCCGUGAUGAAAAGCAAAUUGAUGUAGAAACAGUCGGAGACCGUAAUGCUGAAUACGAUCAGUUUUUGGAAGAUAUUCAAAAAUGUGGACCAGGUGAAUGCCGAUAUGGACUCUUUGAUUUUGAAUAUAUGCAUCAAUGUCAAGGUACAUCAGAAAGUUCAAAGAAACAGAAACUGUUUUUGAUGUCGUGGUGCCCCGAUACUGCCAAAGUAAAGAAGAAGAUGUUGUAUUCCAGUUCUUUUGAUGCAUUGAAAAAGUCGCUUGUUGGUGUACAAAAAUAUAUUCAAGCAACUGAUUUGUCCGAAGCAUCCAGGGAAGCCGUUGAAGAAAAGUUGCGCGCCACUGACCGUCAAUAAGCAUAAAUAUUUAAACGUUUUCAUAAACCAUGCUUACUAAUUUGUACUUGAAUAAACAAUAAAAACAGCAAACAUUUGUAAAAAAAAAAUAUAAA